AUCCAAGUGGGAGGAACCAUAUACAAACAUUUUGAUGUGAGAACAGAUAUCCCACCACCAGAAGAUCCAAAGGUCUCUUGGAGUUUCAAUUUUGCUCUGAGGAACGAAAUUGCACUCGUUUCCGUCAUGGCCUUGUUGACCCUUCUCUUUGUCUAUUUCUGUUAUCAAUUGUUUAAACAAUUUGGAUGGUCGAUUUAUAAGCGCAUUGGCGCCGAUAUAGAACAGCAAGAGAAAUACUUUGCCUUAUUAGGCAUUACCAAUCGAAAAUUCAUUGGCUAUGUGAUCCAUAUCAUCUUGACCGUCCUGUUGAUUCCUGGGUUAUUUUUAGCAAGAUUCGGUGUUAUUUCUGAGAAUAAGCAGGUCAUGCUGUGCUUCUUGUUCACUCAAGUGGUCAUGGUCUUGGACUUUCUUUUGAUUUUGGUGGACAGCGCAGGCUCAUGGGUUUUUUGGAAUUUAGCAGUUUGUUUGGCUAUUGUAUUAUGUGUGGCUACCAUUCUCUUGUCUGUCAUGGUCUCUCGUAACUUUGGAAAGGGAUUGAAACCCUAUAUGCAAAGGCUGUUUAUUGAUGAGAAUGAUAAGAAAGGGAGAGCGGAUCACAGCAACCAUGGAGCCUUACUACACAAGAAAGAGGAUUGGUUAAUAGAUGAAGAUGAGGAUUAUGUCAUGACGAGCACGCAAAACGCGACUAUCUUUCAUAAAGUGUGAAUAAGCAUGGCCUAUUUUUAUCACUCUGUGUUUCAAAACCAAGCCUAUUUAUUUAUCACAGUCCUAUUUGAUUACCCUUUUUACCUUGUCAUCUUUUUCUGUU
Mycotypha africana is the source of this 808-nucleotide messenger RNA. RefSeq lists its product as uncharacterized. The coding region runs from base 127 to 705 and encodes 192 amino acids. The record is from RefSeq and is a predicted model, not a curated record. Gene Ontology annotation, cellular component: Golgi apparatus. NCBI's taxonomy places the organism in Eukaryota, Fungi, Mucoromycota, Mucoromycetes, Mucorales, Mycotyphaceae. The transcript has 6 exons.